AUGGCGGAACGCAAGGUUCUCAACAAGUACAUCCCACCUGAUUUCGAUCCGGCGGCGCUUCACGCGAACCGUGAUAUGCUCCGCAACGAUGGAUACGGUCGUGGCAAGACAACCUUUGCGCGACGCAUCAAAGGAGGUAUGAGCGCGCGUAUGCUCGACAUACGUAUGAUGUUCCCGUUUACGUUUCGUUGUGAAAGUUGCAGAAAUUUCACAUACAUCGGAACCAAAAUGAAUUCCAAGGUCAUGCGACUCAAAGAGGAUACUUAUUUGGGAAUUGAAAAACACCGAUUCUUUGCCAAAUGCCCACAUUGCAGUCAUCAAAUCAUUUUCAAAACUGAUCCGCAACACGGCGACUAUCUGCUUGAGUCUGGCGGUACACGUACGUAUGACGCAAACAGAGAUGCGGAAUUGGCAGCAGAGGCAGUCUCCAAGGAGGAGGAUGAAAUCGCCGAGAAGCGAGACAAAACCGAGAAAAUGAUGGAAAAGGCCGAUCAUGCAUACGCUGAAUAUGAGGAGUUGGAACGGUUGACCGCUCUAAAGCGACGAUCUGGCAGAAUGCGGGACAGAGAGAACGCAGCCGAACUUAGUUUACAACGAAUACAAAAGGAAAAGGAGAUUCAGUUCGUACCCCCAGUAGAUGAUGAAGAUGUGGCACUUUUUCGGAAACAACAGCAAGAAAUAUUUCUCAACUGUUCUGAGGAGGACGAUUGUGAUGCGUUUAUAUCGUCAACAAGGGAUGAUAACCCUACAUAUCGUUCGGAAUAUUUAGAAGAAAUUGUUGAUGAAGGGGAUGAAACUGUUCUUGAGGAUGGAAAGCAGACGUUUUCAAAUGAUAAAAAACUGGAGCAUAACCUAUAUACUUCAAGUGCAGUCAAGCAAGCUUUCUCAAUCGUUAGCGUGAAAAAGCGGUGCAAUACCAUUGUAAAUCCAUUCGAAGCUUACGACAGUGAUUAG
Messenger RNA from Babesia bigemina, 954 nucleotides. RefSeq lists its product as hypothetical. The transcript has 2 exons. The record is from RefSeq and is a predicted model, not a curated record. NCBI's taxonomy places the organism in Eukaryota, Apicomplexa, Aconoidasida, Piroplasmida, Babesiidae. Gene Ontology annotation, biological process: mRNA splicing, via spliceosome. Gene Ontology annotation, cellular component: U2-type catalytic step 1 spliceosome. Bases 1 to 954 code for a protein of 317 amino acids.